AUGUUGGCUUGCACGGAGAUGAUCACCAUGUGUCUUCAGUCAGCUAAGCGCAAGCAUGUUUGGGCUCAACAACAACAGCAGCAGCAGCAGCAACAACAACAGCAGCAGCAGCUUGGCAACGGACGAGGGCUCAGCAUCCUUCAUGAUAUUUUCCGCCGGGCAGACAAAAACGAUGAUGGCAAGCUGUCAUUCGAGGAGUUUAACGCUUACUUCGCUGACGGCGUCCUGACAACGGCGCAACUGCAGGAGCUUUUCUAUUCUAUCGAGGGGCGACAGAAUAACAAUCUGGACACUGACAAGCUGUCAGAUUAUUUCUCUGAGCACUUGGGCGGGUAUCUGAAUGUCCUCUCAGCCCUGGAGAAGUUGAAUGUGGCCGUUCUAAAGGCCAUGUAUAAAACUAAAGAGGAGUACCACGACUCCAGCGUCCUGGGUCAGUUCGUAACCCGCUUGCUCCUGCGAGAGACGUCUGCUCAGCUGCUGUCCCUGCAGAGUUCACUGCAGUGCGCCAUGGAGGCCGUGGACCAGGAAAGCACCCCCGCUCUUGCAAAGCUGGAAUCAAGCGGCCAAAACUAUGGUCACUCUGUCCCUAAAAACGACCCGAACGACGUCACCCGACGCUCCCUAAUCGCAAACGAGGAAGAAGAGUGGAACUCCCAGAUUACCAGGCUCCAGCAGUUGCUUGAUAAACUGGAACAUCAAAGUCCAAAGUUGGAGCCUCUGAAGAAGGACACCUCCACAUCUACAGCUAACAUUCUGCUGGUCCAGAGGAAAAUGACUGUGAACGAUAAUGAUCUGGACAUGUUCCACAAAUUUCUCAAGAACUACGCGGAUGCAGCGUCGGUCCACUCGGACAACAUGCAUGUGUCUGUUCAGAAAGCUACAGAAAAGCCGUCUUUUGUGAUUUAUGAAUUCUGGAAAGACCGCCUGUCCUGGAUGAGCUACCAGCAGUCCAACAGCAGCAAAGACUUCCAGCGGUGCAUCAUCAACAUGCUAGAUGAACCUGAGACUGUAUCUACAAUGUUGCUUCCAGCAUCCUGGUGGAUUAUGACUAACAACUGA
Messenger RNA from Nerophis lumbriciformis (worm pipefish), 1059 nucleotides. Lineage: Eukaryota; Metazoa; Chordata; Actinopteri; Syngnathiformes; Syngnathidae. The record is from RefSeq and is a predicted model, not a curated record.